CGCUGCAGGGGGACUGAGACUGGCGGUGCUGUGGCUAACUGAACGGCUCAUGUUUGUCUGAAGACAGGAGCGAGGCCUGCUGAGGCACAGAGAAGAUCCCCCAGAUCCUUUCGAUUCAGAGUCUUAAUUUUCCCUCAAGAUGACGAACAGUUCAUCCUCCUGCCCAGUUUACAGAGACCUGGAGCCAUUCACGUAUUUUUUUUACUUAGUUUUUCUGGUUGGAAUUAUUGGGAGUUGUUUUGCAACCUGGGCUUUCAUACAGAAAACUACGAGUCGCAGGUGUGUGAGCAUAUACCUAGUCAACCUGCUGACGGCCGACUUCUUGCUGACUCUGGCAUUACCGGUGAAAAUUGUGGUUGACUUGGGUGUCGCACCCUGGAAAUUGAAGAUAUUCCACUGCCAGGUAACGGCCUGCCUCAUCUACAUCAAUAUGUACUUAUCCAUCAUCUUCUUGGCAUUUGUUAGCAUCGACCGCUGUCUGCAGCUGACCCACAACUGCAAGGUCUACCGAAUACAGGAACCUGGAUUUGCCAAAAUGAUAUCCACGGUCGUGUGGCUGAUGGUCCUUUCUAUCAUGGUACCAAACAUGCUGAUUCCCAUCAAAAACAUCGAGAGAAAAACCAAUGUAGGUUGUAUGGAAUUUAAAGAGGAGUUUGGAAAAAAUUGGCAUGUACUAACCAAUUUCAUAUGUUUAGCAAUAUUUUUAAAUUUCUCGGUCAUCAUUUUAAUAUCCAAUUGCCUCGUAAUUCGACAACUCUACAGAAACAAAGAGAAUGAAAAUUAUCCAAAUGUGAAAAGAGCUCUCAUCAACAUACUUUUAGUGACCAUGGGCUACAUCGUAUGCUUUGUUCCUUACCACAUUGUACGAAUCCCGUACACCCUCAGCCAGACAGAUGUCAUAUCUGACUGCUCCACCAGGAUAUCGCUCUUCAAAGCCAAAGAGGCCACCCUCCUCCUGGCUGUGUCCAACCUAUGCUUUGAUCCUAUCCUGUACUAUCACCUCUCUAAAGCAUUCCGCUUAAAGAUCACGGGGACUUUAACUUCACCUAAAGAGACCGCGGAUAGGAAAGAAAAAUCAAGAUGUGAAAAUGACACACACAAUAUGGGAUUUCAUUUUUAUGAUACCACUUACUAGACCAUAGAAAGAGGAAAAAAAAAAAAUCUUGGGGCU
This is a messenger RNA of Tupaia belangeri chinensis (Chinese tree shrew), 1171 nucleotides long. RefSeq names its product G protein-coupled receptor 171 (gene GPR171). Gene Ontology annotation, cellular component: membrane. Gene Ontology annotation, biological process: G protein-coupled receptor signaling pathway. The record is from RefSeq and is a predicted model, not a curated record. NCBI's taxonomy places the organism in Eukaryota, Metazoa, Chordata, Mammalia, Scandentia, Tupaiidae. Gene Ontology annotation, molecular function: G protein-coupled purinergic nucleotide receptor activity.